This is a messenger RNA of Cydia pomonella (codling moth), 6667 nucleotides long. RefSeq lists its product as uncharacterized. Gene Ontology annotation, molecular function: growth factor activity. Gene Ontology annotation, biological process: hemocyte migration. The transcript has 6 exons. The record is from RefSeq and is a predicted model, not a curated record. The coding region runs from base 1422 to 3077 and encodes 551 amino acids. Gene Ontology annotation, cellular component: membrane. Lineage: Eukaryota; Metazoa; Arthropoda; Insecta; Lepidoptera; Tortricidae.
ACAGCUCUCAUAUUUUAGAUAUUAUUAAUGUCUAAAAAAACUUUGAUUUCGUCACUGACUCACUGAUGAUUGUCAAAUCCCUUAGGGUACUUCUUGAAGUCCUAGGCAGCUGAAAUUUGGUAUGUAGGAUAGUAUUAGUACACAAAAAACAAAUAAUUCAAAAACAUGACAUUUUUUAGCCCUUAAGGGGGUCCAAAGGGGGUUGCAUUUUGUAUGGGGAAUCAAUAACCGCUGAAUCGAUUUAAGUAGUUGAAAUGUGGUAUAUAGAUAGUUUUCGUUAUCGGGAAGGAUAUAGAGUAGUUGUCAACCCGGUGUCAGUAGGGCGCUAGGGCGAAAAGGGGGUUGAAGUUUGUAUGGGGAAUUAGUAAAAAAAGCAGAUUGUAUAAAAGAUGCCCCCAGAUACGUAUUUAAGGAUUUUUAAUAGUAAAUCACCUCCAACUCUUUAAUCUAGGGUAUGGAAGAUUGUCAUAAGCAACAUACAAAAAGAAGUGAAAUCCCAUCAAAAACAUGUUCAUGUAAAAUGUUGCCAAGACCAUAAGGCUCCUCCUGUUAAAAAGUGAUCAGAUCUCUUGUAGAGUCAAGCUUCUAACUUUACAAGCCCUAACAUCACAAACUCUACAACUUAGUCAAAAUAUGUGGCUGUCUCGUUACUACAUGAAGUAUUGUAUAAUAAAAAAUAAUGAAUAGUGAGUAAACACAUUUUCACCCUACGCUCGUGGAACGGUAGCAAAACGGCCGAGCCAUAUAUUUUGACUAAGGUGUAGAGUUGUGAAGUUAGAGCUUGUAGAGUUAGAAGCUUAGCUCUACAAGAGAUCUGAUAACUUUUUAACAGGAGGAGCCUUAUAGUUUCGUCUUGGCAACAUUUUACAUGAAAAUGUUUUUGAUGGGAACAGAUUUAUAACAUAUUAUAUUAGCAACGCUGCGGUAUGUGGGGAAGAACCGAACAAAACUCCAAUAAAAGAAAGUGAGCUGAGGAAUUUGACCGGCUGUCCAUAAUGGAACUAGUAGGAACCGAAGAAUACUUUUUAUCUAUUAUGUACCUAUUGAGUUUCUAUGUACCUACUUACAACUUGCACGAAUAAGUCCAAGGGUAGUCAUUUUGUGUCAUACAAUUUUAGGAUAGCUAGGAAAGGUAUCUAAGUAAGAAUUAGGUUAAGUGGCUAGGCUGUGGUCUCUCCAUCCAAAGUAGUUUCUUUUCUUUUAUAGUACUAAGUUUGAGUUUAAAGAUAUACCUAUUGUAAAAGCUAAAACUGCAAGUAAGCUUCUUUUUACAAAAACAAUCUUAGUAAGUAAUAAAAUGAUCAAAAUUUCAAAUUCAUAAGUGUUGUCCUUUGCCGGUUACGGUCUCUGUCAAAUUUUAGAACUCGUACAAUUUUUGACUUUACCUACUUCAUUAGUCUACUAUCAUCAAUAAAUUAUUUAUGGGAAUUACCCAUGUCUAUAGAUCUUCUCAAAUCUCGCAUGGGAUCUGCUCCCGCGCAACGUGCGGGCCAUGUGCCCGUCCGGGCCAGUCCGCCGCCGCUCGCCGCGUCGCCAUGCCGCGUGCUACACUUAUGCUGCUACUGUGCGCUCUUGCGCGCGCCACUAUAAUUGCCGAUCAGCCCACCCUCUCCGACCGCCUCCGAAAACUUUAUGAGAAACUCGACAAUUUCUCGCCGAAAGCAUCCGAACCGUCUCUUGACCGUAUAGGAAAGCCGUACGAGAAUCCAGUAAAAACCUCCCAAAGCACUCAAAGGAUGGAUAAGUUGCACGAAAAGCUGGACCGCCUGAAUUCUUUGACGCCGGACGAAAGUAAUUUGAAGUAUCUGUCGGAUGAUGAUGAGGAGCUGUUGGAUGCUCUGCAGGAGUGGGGGAUGCUGGAUGACGACAUCGGCGCAGAGGCGAGAUACCUUCAACGGCUCAAGUUGGAGGACGCAGACUAUGACGAUGAGGAUUUAGACAUGGAUGAUGACUAUGCUAUGGACGACGGUGAAGACCUGGACCCAGAUGACCGGGAGGGCACCACCGCUAAGACCGUAAGGUUCCCAACCCCUUCGGCUCUGAACCGCCUGGAAAGACUUGGAACUGCCUUUUCAGCCCUGUCUGCAGUGGGUGACACCAGGUCUUUGGCCAGAGAAAGUCCUCAGAUUGUGGAGUUGGAAAAUGUGGUAUCGGCAGUAGACAGCAUAGCUGCGACCAAAGAGAGACCCAGGAUUUUAGACGAUGCAUCGCUGACAAAACAAGAGCAAGCGGGUGUGGCGCGAGCAGCACGCGCAUAUUUGUCGGCGAUGGUGCCGCGCGGCAAGUGCAUCACGCCGCAGCCUCGGUGGUUGUCCGUGCGGCACAUGGCCCCCGCAUCUGACACCCUAUACCGGCCAACUUGCGUGCUGCUCCACCGCUGCGCCGCCGACACGGGCUGCUGCCACAACGAGGAGCAGGUCUGCGCGCCCGUGGAGGGCCAGUACGUCAUUAUCCCCCUAUACUUAAGAAAACCAAGUGGGCUCAUGGUAGCGCGCAUGCAGUUCUUCAACCACACCCGCUGCGCCUGCGUUUCCCAAGAGACAUUGCAGACUGUCCCACGAGCACCUCGCCGACACUUUCCAGAGUACCACAGUCAGGGCCAGGAGAACUAUAGUCUCAAUCAGGAGAACACCAUCCAAGACAGGCAAGACAAGCGCCAGGUUGGACCACUAGAAGCGAGAGAAAGACAGGAAGAGAUGGAGAGCACGAGUGCGAGCGCGAGCCAGAGUGAUUGGCCCACGCAAGAGCCUAAGCAGGAAAGCGAGACCGCUGCGCCACCACAGCUAAAAAGAUGCACCUGCCCGACGUUAUUCUUAGCCCGCGCGUCUGACGCCGGCUGCGUCUGCGUGUGCGACUGGAAGGACUUGCAGCGCAGGCGCGACUGCAUCUCUCUGUCCCGCGGACGCGAGCACUUUGGUCUGAGAGACCGAGUGUGCGUGGGCACUGGCGAUUGCAACCCGCCCACUUGCGAAUACGGCGCGUAUGAGAGGAACUUUGGAAGGUGCCCCCUUAAGAGGUUUAGGAGGGGCAGGUUUAAGCCUGGGAAGUACUUAGACAGAACGUUAACGGGAAGUUAGAUGUUAUUCACAUUUUUAUUGGGUUUUUCAAAUUUCCAUCUAAUAAGUAGAUACCAGUAAAUGUAACAGAAUGUUGUAUUAAAACCAAACAAUUUUAUCGAUCAUAGAUGAAACCAGAAAUAAAAGGUAAUUUAUAUUUAUUUUCUUUCGUUAACUUUCUUAUACCUUAAUAAUUUUUGUGAUUUAAUAAUUUUGAGCCGUGAAUUGACGCCAGGGGAUAGUAAUUUAUGAAACAUUUCCCAAAUCUGUAAACCUCCUACUACUAUUAUUUUCGGUAAAUGUGAAAGUCUGUUGCGGAAAGAGUCGUGAAUUUUAUGGGAACCAAUACAUUUUACAUUUCUGUUUCCGCACAGACUCUUUAUUUGGUUAUUUGUAAGUUUUUCCCUCCAUAAUGAACUUACUUACAACAAAGAUAACUGUACGCUUAUCUACAACUAUGUACAUGAAAUAAUAUAAACGCCAACGAAUACCCUACCGCUAAUUUUGAAUAAUAUGAUUUGGAAUGUUCUCCAGUGAAAACACUUUAUAGUUAGGGCGGCGAAUAGGGGAAUUUUCGGUAAUACUCGAGCGUGGCAGUUUAAGAUAUGAGAGAUACCUUAGACCUAAUAGAACAACCUUGUAAAGUAUUUAGCUCUAUAUGUAGUGACGCGCGCCUAGGAUAGACGAUCAGAUUAGUAAAAAAAAAUCGAUAGUCUGAAAUACUCGAGCGCGCCAGAUUAAGAUAUUGGGGGUUGAUUUUAGUGUUUUAAGACUAAAUUUAACUAAUCUGACGAUAAGUCCUUGACGCCGCCGAGUUAUAGGGUCGCGAACUUGUAAAAAAAAAACGUUAAUCCGGCAUUCUCGAGCGCGAUUUUAAUUUUUUUUAUUUUGAAGAAUAUAAUCUAAAACUUACUAAAAAUACAAAAUCUGCCAGUUUCCGCAUGACCGGAAGUGUGGAGGAGCCAUUUCAUCUUCCGAAAAACGCGUUGCGGCAUAUAAGUCGCGAACGAUACAUUUUACAAAAAAAAGUUUAAAUAAACAAAAAAGGUAAUUUUAUUUUACACAAAAAAGGUCUCUUUACAUUUUUGUCCAAAGUUAAAACUUUUUGACUUGAAGCAUCAUAAAAACUCAAACUCCCGGUUUUUUGAGUAUAUCUCGAAAACUGAGGGUGUUAAAAAAAAUUGAUAUGAAAUAACGAUGAUUAAAUUAUGUGACUUAUUAUAUGUCAAAAUUUUUUUUUUUUUUUUCUAAAGCUUCUCGACAAUUUUCGAAUACGAAUAAAUGAAAACGAAUACGAAUGAAUGACGAUAAGGACUACCACAUCAGCGGUCCUCAGCAAAUCCGAUUAGUAGACUUUGCGAAGGACUUGAAAAAUAUCAAGUUCAAAGAAGCUCUAGUCAAGUUUUUCAUUGAUCUUUGGAAUAGUCAAGAGAUGGCCGUUAUUAUUCGCAACAAAACAAUCUAUUUGAACCACGACUUGUGCUACGUCUUCAAAGUCGUCGAUGGAAUAGUGCAGAUAACAAUCGAUGAUAAGCUCUUAUGCUCAAGUCACGAAGAAGCCGACACGAAGACAGUUUUCCUUGCCUGUCAAUUGCCACAAGGUUCUACAACAAUCAUUCGAACAUCAGACACAGAUAUUCUGGUCAUUGUGUUGGCCAAUGUGGAGCAUUUGAACGAAUCGGUUAGAGUGUGGAUGGAUCUCGGAGUCGGUAAUGCACGUCGCUAUAUAGAUGUUUCGGCACUGUCAGUUCAGUUAGGCUCAAUGCUUUCACGCGCACUGCCUGCUUUCCACGCUUUAACAGGAUGCGAUUUUAAUCCAGCAUUGUAUAAACGAGGCAACAAGAGACCUUUUGAUAUUUUGAAAAAAUCUGAGAUCUUUCAAAAAGCGCUCGGUGAUGUAGGGUCGAUCGUUGUGAUAUCCAAACAACAUUACAUCUACAUUUCAUCUACAUUUACGUUGGUUGCAUCUAUCGCUUUAUUGUCAUUCUUAAAAUCCCCGUUUUAUCAAGGAGAAAGAAAGGAAAAAAAAGAAACCAAAAAACCUUUUUCGGUCAGAUUAAGAGAACCCACCAACAUUUUUGUCAGAUUAAGAAAAUAUGCGUUCAGGAUACCGAGAUAAACCUCCCCUAUGAAAAUCUGACGCGCUCGAGUAUUUCAAAAAAACUUUAUUUUUUUGCAUUUUCAAAAAUUCAUCGUAACUUAUCGUCACGCCGAAAUCGUCAGUUUUUUUAAAGGGAGCUUCCUUGGGGCCUACUUAACACUCCUUCCGAAAAUCUGACGCGCUCGAGUAAUUUUUUUUUUUGCAUUUUUGACUACUUUAUAUUCCUACCCCCACCACGCAAACCGGCAGAUUAGUAUACCGUUGUUAUCAGAGGCACUUGGGGCAUACGUAAUAUGAAUAUCUGACGCGCUCGAGAAUGCCCAAGUAACUGUUUUUUUUAACAUUUUUGAAAAACCGUACACGCCAAACCCACCGCUAAAAUGGUGUUUACCAUAAGAGCUUUUCUUUUCGAAAUUAUUUUAUCUUUCGAUUUUGAUAGGUCUCGACGGCGCCGUUGAAUUACGCCAUUUAGCUACCUCGCCUCCCUAACUAUUAGGAAGUAUGUAGGUAGUCAGUUUCCUAACUUUACCAGUAUGAAAGAGAAUAGGUAAUAGUAUUUAGGUAAUAGUAUAAGAAGGGUCAAAAAAGGCGAGUGGCGUGAGUUACAAUGUGAGCCGGAGCCGAAGGCGUAGGCGAACAUUGUAAAGGAAUACGCCACGAGCAUUUUUUGACCUACUUAUACAACGUUGCAUACAAUAUUUUUCCUACGAGUCAACAAAAAUAAAUCUUAAUUUAGGUAAACAAAGCAAAAGUAGGUAUAUAGCCAAGACGCGCGAGCAUACCUUGUUACCCGCCCGGCCCGCCCCGGCCGGUCGGCGACACCUUCUCGUAACUCAUGAGGCCCUGGUACUUGCUACUUGCUAAAUUAAAUUUUUGGACAGUUUUUUCUCAAUUUUGGCCACCGUAGCCUACGGAGACUAACAAGCAACGCUAAGCGGUCUUCGUAGUCUAUGGGUGUUGCUAUAUUACGGGUGUCACAUGCGUGUUUCUGACUUAUGAAGUAAUUAUUUUUACUAUGCAACCAAAUGAAUAUUUUGUAAGUUGGCAGCAAUGCACUUAGUUUAAAACUGUAUUCGUUUUGGUUUUGUUAGGUUGGUAGCCAUUAAUCGCAGUAACGUUAUAGCGAUUAAAAGCACAAGAGCUUUUAUGAGGAAUAGACAAUAUAGACUUUUCUUGAAACCUUUUAUAUAUGUUCUUAUAUUCGUGUUAAUGAAUGCAUAAAUGACAGAUAACAGUAGAGGAGUAGGAAAAAUCUCUUAGGUAAUCUACUAAGGUGGGUAACAUACUAAUAGGUAUUUAGUAGGUAUACGAAAACAAUUUUAUUUGUAUUAAUAUUGUCAUUUUUAUUUAUUCAUUCUUAAUAAAUGUAAAAUAUGCAUAUUAUUGUAUUAUGGUUGUUUAAGGAUCUUUAGUUAUGUAUAAUGUAUUCUUGUGAAUAAAUAUAAGUUUACUGUUUACUCUUAGUUGUAAAUAUAUUUUUAAUAAAACAAUAAUUAACUUUGUGUUUGUU